AAAAAAACUAAAGUAAUCCCAUUGAGCGAGGCAGUUGCAUCCAACCCUCUGUUAAAAAAAAGAUACAUCCAACCCGCCACAUAAAAUCUAAUUGUCGCCGUCUUCGAUUCCAAAUUCGAAACUUCUUUGAAAUCUCAAAUCUUUGUCUUUUUCACUUCUCUAACUCUUAAUCGCUCUCAUCCCUUCUUUGUUCUUGCGGUGCCCAUCUCUGUGCACCCACAAACAAUACCCACUUAGGCUUCCCCAAUCUUCACAGUUUCUGAAAAUGGAGGCAAAAAAGCAGCCGCUGAUUAUUACAGACAAAGACCGGAUGAGGAGUUGGUCUAGGUCAGUGAGAUCCCAGGGCAAGACCAUAGCCCUUGUACCCACUAUGGGUUACCUCCACCAAGGUCACAUAUCACUCGUCAAAGAAGCUCACAAACACGCCAAUUUAAUAGUAGUGUCAAUCUAUGUGAAUCCAGGUCAGUUCUCUCCCUCUGAGGAUCUCUCCACAUACCCAUCUGACUUUCAUGGUGAUAUCCUCAAGCUCAUGUCCAUUCCUGAUGGUGUAGAUGUUGUUUUCCAUCCCCAUAAUCUCUAUGACUAUAGAACUGAUAAUAAAAACAAGAAUGACAUUGUUAAUUGUACUGAUAGUAGGGAUGAUUGCAAGAAUUUAAAGGUUGAAGGGGUGGUGUCGUGCGUGGAAGAGAAGGGGACGGGACAUGAGACAUGGGUGAGAGUGGAGAGACUUGAGAAGGGUUUGUGUGGGAACAGUAGGCCGGUGUUCUUUAGAGGGGUUGCUACUAUUGUCACCAAGUUGUUUAAUAUAGUGGAGCCUGACUUUGCUGUGUUUGGGAAGAAGGAUUACCAGCAGUGGAGAAUUAUUCAGCGAAUGGUUCGAGAUCUUGAUUUUUCCAUAAGAAUAAUAGGUUCUGAAGUAAUGCGCGACAGUGAUGGUCUUGCAAUGAGUUCCCGCAAUGUGCACCUUUCUCCUGAAGAGAGGGAAAAGGCCUUGUCUAUGAACAGGUCAUUGUUGAAAGCUAAAUCAUGUGCAGAAAAAGGCCAAAUAAAUUGUAUAGAGCUAAGAGACUUGGUCAUCCAAGCAAUAAAUGAAGCUGGAGGGAAAAUUGAUUAUGCUGAGAUUGUAGACCAGGAAACCUUGGAGGCUGCAGAAGAGAUUAGGAGUUCUGUUGUAUUCUGUGUUGCUGCCUGGUUUGGGAAGGUCAGACUUAUAGAUAAUGUUGAAAUCAACAUAUGAAUGAUUCUUUAUGAUGCAAACUCAAGCCAAGCAGCAUGGAAUUUCUGUUUCUCUUUAAUUGUCCAGUAGUGACUCAAGAAACUAUUACUGGCAGAGUGAGGGCACAUGCUAGAUCUAGUAAAAGAAAAUAGGAGUAAAUUCUUUCUUCUUGGUUGUAUUGAACAUUCAGAUUUAACUCAUGCAACCUGAUGAGCGUGAGCUUAAGAAUUUCCAAUUUUCAUGAUCCUGCCUUUAAGAUCAACUUGUGUUAGAUGAGAUUUAUGUUAACUUGCCAUUGGAUAAGAAAAUUAAGAUUCUUGACUA
Molecule: messenger RNA, 1540 nt
Organism: Hevea brasiliensis (rubber tree)
Lineage: Eukaryota; Viridiplantae; Streptophyta; Magnoliopsida; Malpighiales; Euphorbiaceae
Product: pantoate--beta-alanine ligase
Exons: 4
Coding region: 266-1237 (323 amino acids)
Biological process (GO): pantothenate biosynthetic process
Molecular function (GO): pantoate-beta-alanine ligase activity
Source: RefSeq, a predicted model, not a curated record